AUGUCGAACACCGCAGCCGACGCCGCGGCAGCGGCAGCGGCUGUGGUAGCCCGCGCCGCCGCCGCCGCCGAGGUAGCACGGUCGAGGGCGGAGACCACCACGGUGUCGCAAGGCACCCCCAUAGACCACCUUCUGUUGUCCGCGAUUCCUGCACUUCCAUGGCCAGGGGAUCAUAGGGAUGUGGUAGCUGUCAAGAUGCGCCAAGCUUGGUUCUAUGAUGACAGAUCAUCCCAUAUACCAGACAGCCUGCGCGGCCGUAUGCGUCCUAAUCUCUUGGACGAUAAGAAUUAUGUCCGCCUGUACGAAGGGGAGCCAGGUUAUAUGUUUGGCAGAAACAACGGUGAAGCGAUGGUCUUCUUCUUCAAGGGAGCUACUAUGAUUAUUGUCGUCAUUCCUCAUCGUAUUCUCGACGUUGGUGUGCCUUUCCGGAGCAUUGCCGAGCAGACGGCUGCCCAAUUUAUCGCACCGGGCGUUCCCACCGUUGCCAUUCAGUCCAUGGCAACCGACUUGGUAUACGAGAAGCUCAUUCGUACGUUCUGGGUAGCAGUCCGUAACGAAUCGGCGGCAUUGCGGUCGGUCGGUCUCGAGCAGCAGAGAAUCGACGAAUUGCUUGCUGGCAACAACCUGGCCUACCAUGUCGACACAAUCAUCGCUGCUUUCACGAGAGCUGCUCGACGUGUGCUGGGAAACCCCCGAUUCUCACUCCGCGACCUACUCAGCCUCCCUCAUGUAUCGGAGCAAUGGCCAGGUAAUAGACCUUGCAUCUACGUUCGCUUCUACACACAGCCUACAGAUCAGCCUCCGGGGAGCUACAGGGAGGAGUCACAAAGCGACAUCAAUGAGUUUGUUGGAUGUUAUGCUGGACAAACUCGCUUUCCUUGGAGAAGACACACUAUGCAUGAGACAAUGACUGAGAGUCCAGAUGCACAGAACUCCCCGCAUUACUCGGUUGCUCGGAAGUCGACGGCUGACAAUCGUCACGCAAUCCCAUUGCUGGUAUUUGAUCAGAAUGUCCCUGACGCGGUUCUCUACAUGGCGGAGCAAACCGUUAUCCUCCUGCUGCGCACCUACCGCCAAGCAAUGUUUGCCGAAAUAGCCCACGGAGACAUGUCUUUCUUCCAGACAUUGCAGAGAAAGGCGCAACUUUUGUAUUCGAUAUUUGGACCGAUUCGCCAACAACUCGGAUGGCCGGUUUUGAGACUAAGAGGCUGCAACCACUCGUCCCCUUUGUUUGAGACUCGUGCUCGGAUUUUGAUCCACCAGAUCCCUAUGGUUGUUGGUGGUUCGUCUGGCACCCGAACUUUUACAACAUACCGAGUUCGAAGGAACGUCGUCUCAGUCCGUGGCAGCAGCCGUCGGGGUACCACUUCUACUGGUAGAUUCGGGAUCCACCUGAUAUUCAACAAUCCCAGCAACAACGAGCGAGUCCAUUUCACGCCCACAUUCUCUCGGGAAACUCUGAAUAUCGAAGGGCCAAAGCCAGAGGAUGCCAGAAGUGGGUAUCUCGUCGCAGAGAUCAUGGACGACAAGGGACCACACCCCCGAGCCUGGGUUGGAGUGCCAUCUGUUGGCCCUUACAAAAACUUUGACAGGGCGUCAAGCAUAGCGCUCCGCUUCGAGUGGUAUGAUCAGGCACGCCGACAAUGGUACUCUGUCUACCUGCACCGACAGACACACCAACAAGCCAGGGAGAAUAACCACCAUGUCGUGGCGGGCAACUUGGCUUGGUUCGUGAACGUCUGGCGGGUCGCGAUGAACAUGGUCCAGGUGUUUGAGGGUAUCGUCUAUCAAGGCGACUUGCCGCCUGGACUCCACAGGCAGCUGGUACUUGGAGAUGUGAAGAUACUGGAGACGGAUCACUUGAGACAAACUUAUCGUUGGGUUCCGCGGACACACGUUACUCUCCCAGCGCCAUCGUUGGCGACCUGGAACGACAACUUCAGGCGAAUGUUCACUCGUUUCCGUUCUGACCUGACUCUGGUCGGACCAACUAACCCCCCAAGGAUGGCGGACGACAUUAUGAACCGGGCGCCACGGGAUAACAGAAGCUCGGUAUCCACUGAACAUAAGUGCGACUCGUGCAACUUGUUUGGCAAAGGUAUCCAGUGCGUGCAAGACGAAUCAGUAACAGAUGCAUGGGUCUGCAAAUUAUGUUCUAUUCUGAACCGGCCUUGCACGUUCACGGCUUGGAGCGAACUUCGAGUUUUGUGGGGUUCGGAGGAACCUUAUAUUCGUACUGGCGUGCCUCUGUCAAAGUAUCCGACAGGUCCACUCAAGUUCCUGGCUUAUCAUCACACCAUGAAUCCGGAUCAGCUUCGUGAGAUUCGCGGGGUCGUACUGCCGCUACUCGAGAAGCUGGGCGAGAGCGAAGAAGCACUGCUCAUCGAUAAUGAGGACGGCGCAGAAGUUCAAGUGGAGCGGGAGGUGGGCAGAGUGGACCGGGACUUUGAUGCGGAGUGA
Molecule: messenger RNA, 2460 nt
Organism: Fusarium tjaetaba
Lineage: Eukaryota; Fungi; Ascomycota; Sordariomycetes; Hypocreales; Nectriaceae
Exons: 2
Coding region: 1-2460 (819 amino acids)
Source: RefSeq, a predicted model, not a curated record